This is a messenger RNA of Puntigrus tetrazona (Sumatra barb), 705 nucleotides long. RefSeq names its product secretory calcium-binding phosphoprotein 7 (gene scpp7). The record is from RefSeq and is a predicted model, not a curated record. Lineage: Eukaryota; Metazoa; Chordata; Actinopteri; Cypriniformes; Cyprinidae. Bases 63 to 482 code for a protein of 139 amino acids. The transcript has 9 exons.
AAAUCCUCCUCAACAGUCCCGAUCAAGCUCAUCAGUCUUAAACAAAGACAUUAUCAUUCAACAUGAAAACCCUCUUUUUGCUGGCAUUUGUCAUUGGAGUGGCCUACUGUGCUCCGCAAUUGAUGUAUUACGAGCUUGAAUACAAACCUGUCCUGGCUCCACAGGCUCUUCCUGCUGGCGCCGCUGCAGCUAGACCUUCAGAAGUCGAAAUUCUUUUGGCAGCUCAGCAGGCUGCAGCUGGUGUUCCUGCUCAACCUGUCCGUGGCUUCAUUAAGCAUGAGAUUCCCCAGCCCGGAGGCAAAGAAAGCCUUGAAGUUCUGUACCCUUUUGACUUUUCUCAAAAUGCUCCUGCCGCCCCGGCUGUUCCGGCUGCCCCGGCUGUUCCUGCCGUUCCUGCCGUUCCUGCCGUUCCUGCCAUUCCCGCUGUUCCCGCUGCCCCAGCCCCUGUUCCAAAUGACGAUGACGAUGAUCAUGAUGAUUAAACCAGACUGAUGAACAGAUAAGCUGACCACCAGUUCCUGAAUGACAAAGAAGCUGCUUGUAGUGUUUAGCAAAUUGACUGCAUAAAUGCUUUCCCGCAUUAGAAAUAAUGCAGAUCGAUGAAAAGGUUCUUUCUCAGUGGCUUGAUGCAUGAGAGCCAUAAAAAUCAUUGCUUUUUUGCUGCCAUGUUUUUAAAACUUGAUUUAUAAUAAACCGUUCAAUCAA